AUGUCUACUACAUUGGCAAUGUACACUCACAUAAAUUAUGAUAAUGUAUACUACAUUAAACAAUACGAUGACAAAGUAGAUGUGAACAUACCAGAAAGAAGCAUUAAAGGUAAGGUGGAUUAUCGACUUUAUGACGUUUUCCAUUAUUCUGUUUCCCGCAACUUUUUGAACUCUCAACUUAUCGCAAUCGUUCUUUACGACAUCGGGAUCUUUGAACUUUGCAAAUCUUGUGCGAACGAUGGUGGUGUGAUCGAUAACUUUAGGAUUGAAGAGCACCUUCCAAAUGAUGUCCCACGCGUCUGCUUCUUCUUGAGUAAACCUUCCUUCGGUGACGAAGAAGACAGCGUUGAUUUCUUCUCGACAUUCGUAGCAAGCAACAGCCAGACGGCGCAGUACGUUCUCGUGUUUCAGAUCUGUGUCUCCCAUUUCUAUUGUGUCUACGAUUUUUAUACGAUACCGGCCAGUUGCUCUGUCGACGUCGAUCGCGUGGGUGUCGAUGAACUUCGUCUCGCUUACCGACUGGUCGCUCUCGGGAAAGAGAACGCUAGGAGCAAGAGUGUUGGCACACGCCGACUUUCAAGCACCCGUUCUACCAAUAGACACAACUGUUCGCUCCAUCAGCGCCCAGACUAUGCAAUGAAGAAAGCUUCUGGAACACUACAACAAGCAGCAGUAAAACAACACGGACAAACCAAAAGUCCGAAGAAAUUUGCGUUGAUGUGCAAGGAUUACAUCUUUAUCGUCAUAACUCAAGCAUGCAAGAGGAAUUCCAACGCCAAAUACGUCAAGUAUUUCGACUGUUUCGUAAUCGGUAUAGCGCUACUUCAAUUAGUGGUUACUACUGUAGCUACGCAAAGUGUGGACUUACCGGUGCAACAAGAAUCACGUGAUAUCAAAACAAUCAAGAAGCGAAACGUGCCGCUCACGCCUAACGCUCGAUGCUCAAGUUUGUUAUCAAGGCCUCGUUAUGUACGCGCUGACGAUGCCACUUGCUGUGUACCUUCCAAUGACGCUCAUACAGUGAGUCAUCAUCUGAACGAUCUGACUCUCUAG
Molecule: messenger RNA, 1053 nt
Organism: Corticium candelabrum
Lineage: Eukaryota; Metazoa; Porifera; Homoscleromorpha; Homosclerophorida; Plakinidae
Exons: 4
Coding region: 1-1053 (350 amino acids)
Source: RefSeq, a predicted model, not a curated record